AACUUUUUCAGCUAAGCUCUUCCUAUAUAAACUCAUUGAAGGAAAUGAACAACACAUAUCCCAGUUCUUUAAUAAUUCUCGUUUGUUUAAUUUUCCUCUACAAUAUAGUGUCCUAGUAAACUUGUUUUUGUAUAUUCUUACUUUCAUAUUGGUAACCAAAAGAUUUUGGUAUUUAAUGGCAAAUAAAUUGAAUAUAAAGCUAGGAGAACCAACACUUGUUCUUCCUGCACAACAAACUAAGAAGGGACUCUACUUUCUUUCUAACCUUGACCAAAAUAUAGCAUAUCCAGUUCGUACAAUUUACUGUUAUAAAUCACUUUCAAAAGGCAAUGAGGAUGUUGCACAAGUUCUUAAGGAUUCAUUGUCAAAGAUUCUUGUUCACUACUAUCCCAUGGCUGGAAGGUUGAAAAUAAGCUCAGAAGGAAAGUUGACAAUAGACUGCAAUGAAGAGGGUGUUGUAUUUGUUGAAGCUGAAGCGAACUGUAUGGUGGAGGAUUUGAGUGAUGUGAAGGAGCCUGACCUUGAUAUUCUUAGAAAACUAGUUUAUGACAUCCCUACUGCAAAGAACUUACUAGAGAUGCCUCCACUUCUAAUUCAGGUGACAAAGUUUAAAUGUGGAGGGUUUGUUUUGGGGGUAAACGUGAACCAUUGUAUGAAUGACGGUAUAAGUGCUAUGCAAUUUGUGAACUCCUGGGGUGACACAGCAAGAGGACUAGACUUAAAAAUCCCACCAUUUCUUGAUAGAACAAUACUCAAAUCACGUAACCCCCCACAAAUAGAGUUCACGCAUCACGAAUUCGAUGAACUUGAAGAUUUAUCAGAUACAAACAAAUUAAUUCAUGAGGAAGAAGAGAUUAUAUACAAGUCAUUCUGGUUUAAUCAGAACAAGCUUGAACUUCUCAAGAAAAAGGCCACAGAAGAUGGUGUUGUGAAAAAGUGUUCUACUUUUGAAGCACUCUCAGCUUUUGUAUGGAGAGCUAGAACUCAAGCCUUAAAAGUGCAUCCCAAUCAACUAGUGAAGCUACUUUUUGCUGUUGAUGGAAGAUCAAGAUUUGUUCCACCAAUACCAAAAGGUUACUUUGGAAAUGCAAUUGUGUUGUCAAAUGCUAUGUGUAAAGCAAGAGAGUUGUUGAAGAAUCCAUUAUCAUUCAGUGUGGAAUUGAUUAACAAAGCAAUUGAGAUGGUGACAGAUAGUUAUAUGAGAUCUGUUAUUGACUAUUUUGAAGUUAAAAGAAGUAAGCCAACUUUAACAUCAACACUUUUGAUCACAACAUGGACCAGGUUGUCUUUUCAUGAAGCUGAUUUUGGUUGGGGAAAACCUAAGUAUUUUUGUCCUGUUACUUUGCCACAAAAGGAAGUCAUUCUGUUUUUACCACAUCGUGAAGAUACAAAAAGUAUUAAUGUGUUUGUGGGUUUGCCUGCUUCUACUAUGCAAAUAUUUGAAGAGCAAGUGCAAAUAUGUAUGGAUCAAAUCUUGGAUGAGGAGGGAACACAACAUUUUCAGUACACCUAAUCUUGAUAUUAAGAUAUAUUAAUUAAAAAAACUUGUGAUUUGUUUCAUCAAUACUUUACUGUGUUUACUUUUUACUUUGUUUUCGUUUGGUUGUACAUGACCACAGUUACACGUGACAUAUAGUGAACUAUGUUUAUUACCUUGGAUGUUAAGGUUUCUUAACAUUUAAUUUAAUUAUGGAUACACCUUUCUUAUCAUA
Molecule: messenger RNA, 1712 nt
Organism: Medicago truncatula (barrel medic)
Lineage: Eukaryota; Viridiplantae; Streptophyta; Magnoliopsida; Fabales; Fabaceae
Product: omega-hydroxypalmitate O-feruloyl transferase
Exons: 3
Coding region: 176-1513 (445 amino acids)
Molecular function (GO): acyltransferase activity, transferring groups other than amino-acyl groups
Source: RefSeq, a predicted model, not a curated record